AUGUCAUCACCGGUAUUAAAGUCACCAUUGACUAAAUCAUUAAAAAUUGCAUUAUUGCAAUUAAAAGCUGGAUCAGAUAAAUCAGCUAAUUUAGCAAAAGUUACAAAAUAUAUAGAAGAAGCAGUAUCAAAACAACCUAAAGUUGAUUUGGUAAUGUUACCAGAAUGUUUUAAUUCACCUUAUGCAGUAGAUCAAUUUAGAAAUUAUGCUGAAAUUAUUCCCCUGGGAGAAACAACAAAUUUAUUAUCAAAUUUAGCUAAAAAACACAAUAUAUUUAUAAUUGGUGGAUCAAUUCCAGAAUUAAGUAAUGAUAAUAAAAUUUAUAAUACUUCAUUAACUUUUGAUCCAAAAGGUGAAAUUAUAGCAAAACAUCGUAAAGCUCAUUUAUUUGAUAUUAAUAUUCCAAAUGGUAUAACUUUUCAAGAAUCUUUAACUUUAACUGGAGGAGAUAAAGCAACUGUUUUUAAAUUAGGAGAAUAUGGUAAUGUGGGGUUAGGUAUAUGUUAUGAUAUUAGAUUUCCAGAAUUAGCUUCAAUUGCAUCAAGAAGUCCAAAUAAUGCAUUUGCUAUGUUUUAUCCUGGUGCUUUUAAUACUACUACUGGUCCUUUACAUUGGCAUUUAUUAGCAAGAGGAAGAGCUGUUGAUAAUGAAUUAUAUACUGUUUUAUGUUCUCCUGCAAGAGAUGUUGGAAGUGGUGGGUAUCAAGCUUAUGGUCAUUCUUUAGUAGCAGAUCCAUCAGGUAAAAUUAUAGCAGAAGCUGGUGAAGGAGAAGAAAUUUUAUAUGCUGACUUAGAUAAAGAUGUAUUAACAAAAGCAAGAGAAGGUAUACCCGUACAUUAUCAAAGAAGAUUUGAUAUUUAUGGAGAUUUUGUAGGCGAUGGAUCAGCGAAAGUAAGUGCUACAUAA
This is a messenger RNA of Lodderomyces pseudojiufengensis, 906 nucleotides long. It is a transcript of the gene NIT3, whose product is annotated as putative hydrolase. The coding region runs from base 1 to 906 and encodes 301 amino acids. Gene Ontology annotation, cellular component: mitochondrion. The transcript has a single exon. Gene Ontology annotation, molecular function: omega-amidase activity. The record is from RefSeq and is a predicted model, not a curated record. NCBI's taxonomy places the organism in Eukaryota, Fungi, Ascomycota, Pichiomycetes, Serinales, Debaryomycetaceae. Gene Ontology annotation, biological process: oxaloacetate metabolic process; L-glutamine metabolic process.